Messenger RNA from Cylicocyclus nassatus, 1005 nucleotides. The record is from the annotation of a GenBank genome assembly. Lineage: Eukaryota; Metazoa; Nematoda; Chromadorea; Rhabditida; Strongylidae.
AUGAAAGAAUCUCUUGAACGAGUAAAUAUUGUUUUGAAUCCAGACGUCAAGUAUUGGGCACAAUUACUUCCUUGGAUAGCAAAGACGGAUGGCUGGAUGUUCAACGUUGAGGACUAUUCUUCCUGGGCAAGCACCUUUGAGAAAUUUUGGUGGUACUUUGCCAUUGAUAAAGAAACUGACGAGCCUGUUGGAAGCGUUACACUUUCCUUCGAACGUGGUACAGCAGCGAAUGGGGAAGAAGAUGUCUAUUGCGUUGGCAUAUACUAUGUACGCGAGGGAUGGAGAGGUACAGGAAUUGGUACCGUUUUGUUCAACAAGGUCAUGGCAAUUGCUGGAGAGAACAAUAAGGUUUUACAUGGAGUUAUUGAGAUGGCUCCUCGAUAUGCGGCUAAAUACGGAUUUAAUAAGAUGCCCAAUUAUACCCAUGACAAUGCUUUGGUGCCAACCAAGAACAUCAUUAUGCCGAAACCCGAUCCGCAAUAUACAAUCAAGGAUUUGAAAGACGUGGAUGAAGCUAAAGUUAUCGCUUACGAUGCUGCUAUUAGCCGACGUAACCGAGGAAAAUUUCUUCUCAAGUUUAUGACAGCUGGAGAAUGCUAUCCAAAGGUGGCACUAGAUAGUGCUGGAAACGUGGUUGGGCUAUGUUCUAUUCGUAAUGUACCGCUUUGCGAUAAUACUUUAUCUAUCGGACCAUUUUUUACCGACAAUGAGGCGAUUGCCAGGACUUUAUUGGCCGAAACUUUAGAGUCCAUACCAGAUAUCGAGAAGUUCAGCAAACUUGAUUGCCUUGUUCCAGCAUUCAAUACGAAGGCCAUAGAGUAUGUGAACGAUAUUGACGCUGUGCAAUUUGGCGAAAGAUUCCAUAAUUACAGCUUUUUCAAAGCAAUUGGUGGAGAGCAUACGAAGUUUGAACAGUUCACACAGUGUGCCUUUACAAACAAACUGCUUCCAACAGGCGAUGAAAGAGUCUUUGGAGUUUUAGAAUGUUCUAGUAGUUUUAUUUGA